Messenger RNA from Photinus pyralis (common eastern firefly), 2481 nucleotides. RefSeq lists its product as uncharacterized. NCBI's taxonomy places the organism in Eukaryota, Metazoa, Arthropoda, Insecta, Coleoptera, Lampyridae. The record is from RefSeq and is a predicted model, not a curated record. Gene Ontology annotation, cellular component: membrane. Bases 1093 to 1953 code for a protein of 286 amino acids. The transcript has 4 exons.
UUGUGCCGAACUCACCUUCGGUUCGCUCGGCAAUGACAUCUUUCGGCCUGAACUUUACUAAUUUAAAUAAAUAAAGUGAAGCACAAUCAUUGCCGAGCGAGCCGAAGGCGAGUUCGGCACAACCAGGUCACUCUUGUGCCUUAAACGCUUCGGUUAGAAAAAAAAAUGGCGUGGCUUGUGCCGAACUCACCUUCGGUUCGCUCGGCAAUGACAUCUUUCGGCCUGAACUUUACUAAUUCAAAUAAAUAAAGUGAAGCACAAUCAUGGCCGAGCGAGCCGAAGGCGAGUUCGGCACAACCAGGUCACUCUUGUGCCUUAAACGCUUCGGUUAGAAAAAAAAUGGCGUGGCUUGUGCCGAACUCACCUUCGGUUCGCUCGCCAAUGACAUCUUUCGGCCUGAACUUUACUAAUUCAAAUAAAUAAAGUGAAGCACGAUCAUUGCCGAGGGAGCCGAAGGCGAGUGCGGCACAACCAGAUCAGUGUUGUGCCUUAAACGCUUCGGUUAGUAAAAAAUAGGGUGGUUUGUGCCGGCAGUGACAUCUUUUGACGGCCAAUUCAGUAUACUCCAGGGUACCUUUUUAGAAGAACCUUUUUUAAGAAACGGUUUCUAACUGGCAUUUUUAAUACAAUGCGUUUCGCCAUUUCCCAAUUGAAAUUAAGCCACAUCCGUUUAGUAAGGGCAUUAUGGGCGUUGUAUACCAAGAGCGAUGACACUUUGGAGUGUCCUGAAAGGCUUCACAUGUUGGUCACAGCGCCAUGCAAAAGUUCGGCAACAAGCCAAAAGGGCUGGACUAAUAAGGGUUUGAUUAGCCGCUACCAAGAAAGAGGGCAAACUUUGAUGACACCUGUGAUUUGAUGAUAAUUGGGGGACCUAGUGACAUUAUAAUAGGCAAGAACCGCCCACAAGUUACCUUUAGAAAUAAUAACAGAAGCCUCCUACGAUCUUCCCUCCCGCCGCAUUGCGCAGUCGAACAAAUAUUGACCGCCUGCGCGUAAAACGCCGUAUAAAUAGUCCAUUUCUCGUACGAAUUUCCAUUGAAUAAAAUUGAAACGAAUUGAAAUGCCAAACGUUUCAUAAACCAAUCGAAAACGAUGGCGCGCGGACAGCAGAGGAUCGUCUCCUGCGUGUGUUUGCUAAUUUGCGCCGUAAUUUCGUUAGUCAGUUCCAUCACCCUGCCUUACAUGGUAACGAACAAGCCUCCGCGACACACGAAGUACACGAAUUCGACGAUCCUAAUCAACGGCACGAAAAUAGCGAACGUCGCCGCGACGACGGCGACCAAGGGGGUGGUUUUGUACAAGGCGACCGCGAAAAAUGGUGCCACCUGUAUACUGCUCAAGGUCGACGGCGUCAUCGAGAUCUACUUUAAGUCGCACAUCGGCAGCGAGCAGGGCAACGCUUACAUGCCCGAGGACGCUUUGGUCGAGGGUAACUGUAAAUAUGAGGACACCGCCUCGAUGAGGAUUACGUGGGAGGGUUACGUGAUGAUCUGGAAUUUUGCUAAGACGCCCGGUGGUGAGCGGUGGUACGUCAGCCAAAUUGAGCUAACCGUCAGCACCGCAAUUGAGAGAUAUCACAGCAUAAAGGCUUACGUGCUUCCGGCGAAGACCUUUAAGCUCGUCCACGACCAAAUGAUAUUCCCGACUCCAGUCGGCAAGUCCUACGCGUGCGAGGACACAACCUUAGACAUCAAAUUCCCCGAGGACGAGUACAACCCGGCCAGCCUCAGCGGAACGAUCUUCCUCCGCACGUUUCAGCUGCAGCCGUUCAUGUACAAAGGUUCAAAUUUCGGCCCGGCCUUCGACUGUAACGUCCAGCUAUCGUUCAGGGACGAAACGACACCGAUAACCGUCGGAUCGACGCUAGCAAUAGCCGUACUGGCGACAGUGACCGGUUACGGCAUCUUUCGAUAUUUCAAAGUGAAAAAGGUACAGUACAACACGAUGGAGUAGGCUGCGCCAGUAUUAAAAUCAGAGGAGCCAAAUCAAUAUCAAAAGUAUAAUAAUAAACCAUUUUUGAAUGCACAUUUACAAAGUAAACUGCACAAUAUGUAUUCGUAUUUAAAUAUUAGGGUUAAUCCUUCUGAAUAGAGAGGGCGCUUUUUGGCUAACUUUUUUAAAGGGGGUCUCUAACGCGUUUCGACUCGCCGAAUUUGUGCAAUAUUCCACAUAUCGUUUACGUGUAUUUUCCUCUCUUUCACUCGGCCGUCGCCUCAAUUGUAUUAAUGAAGGAUUUAACGCUUGUUAAGAUACUUUAUGAAGAUAUGCUUAUUUUGCUCUAGCUGAACACAUAUCGAGAAAAAAAUCCUUGGAGCAUUUCUCCAUAAAAUAUCUAUUUUUAUGUAAAUUGCCAUGGCAUGUCUUCCAAUAAAUAUAUAAAAGAGUAAUAGGAGUAAUGUUAACGUUAAGUAAAUGUGAGCAAUGCUAGUAAAAAUUAUUAUUAUUAUUAUUAUUAUUAAUAAAUUGUGGUUAGAAUCCGUA